UGUGAGUUUAGAGGGUUACAGAUACACCAUAAGAUAUAUGAUGCAGAAUCACAGGCAAAUGAUUCAUCACAAAGCCACACUCUUUCUCAAGUUCCUCAUAAUAAUUCUUGGAAGCUUGGUCUUCCUAUGAUCUUGUUACUUGGAUUUGGAGCUUCUGUCUACUCUUGGAGUCGAGUUAUGAAGCCUUUGGCUGAGGUCACUGGUUCCAAAGUUAUUAUUGCCUUCCACAGACCAGCUUUUGGAUUGACGUCAAGGGUGGAUGUUUCCACACAUUUAUCAACUCAUGUCCCGUAUAGCAUCAGUUUUUUGAGUCGUGAAAAUACUUUCAGCUUUGUCACAUUAAUUAUUGAUUUUAAAAGGUUGAAUGAAAUGCUGACCCUGGUGUCUUUGCCGACGGAUAAUGGACUCCCAGUUUUGAUCAUCACGAGUGACAAUGAGCGACUUGUUCCAUCCUGGAACGCCGAGGCACUUUCACAAGCUAUACCUGGUUCUUGUCUCGAAGUAAUCAAGAAUUGUGGCAUUCUUCUCAUAGCUUGUAUGUAUUUGAGAAGCUGA
This is a messenger RNA of Populus euphratica (Euphrates poplar), 555 nucleotides long. RefSeq lists its product as uncharacterized. The transcript has 3 exons. Gene Ontology annotation, cellular component: chloroplast envelope. Bases 127 to 555 code for a protein of 142 amino acids. The record is from RefSeq and is a predicted model, not a curated record. Lineage: Eukaryota; Viridiplantae; Streptophyta; Magnoliopsida; Malpighiales; Salicaceae.